AUGGCCGCCGCCAACGUGCUCCUCGCUCCCGUACUCGCCCUCCUCGCCCUCGCGUCCUCCGCCACCGCGGCCGGGCCCUACAAGAUCAAGUCGACCUCGGGCGCGCGGUGCCGCUCGGCGCCGUUCCUCAACUCCCCCAUCGUCAAGACGUACGCGUACGGAGCACCCGUGACCAUCACGUGCUGCUCUUUCGGCCAGGUGUACUCUGGUUCGCAGCUGUGGGACAAGACGACCGACGGGUGCUUUGUCCACGAUGAGCUCGUCAAGACGUUCACGACCAACAACGUCGCGCCUUGGUGCACUGGCCCUGCGCCGUCACAGGCUCCGUGCGGGCCCAAGUCGGGCCGAACUUGCAUUGUGAAAGACGAGGUGGCGGACCAGGCGGACCAGGCGUAG
Messenger RNA from Vanrija pseudolonga, 396 nucleotides. RefSeq lists its product as uncharacterized. Lineage: Eukaryota; Fungi; Basidiomycota; Tremellomycetes; Trichosporonales; Trichosporonaceae. The coding region runs from base 1 to 396 and encodes 131 amino acids. The transcript has 2 exons. The record is from RefSeq and is a predicted model, not a curated record.